CCUCGUUGACAACUGUCGCAAACCUUUUCUCUUUCUCACUAUGUCUUCCGGUGCAGAGACCGUUAAAACUGAGGAUGUCCCGAUGGAAAUACCAUUGGAGGGCCUUGAGGGGGCUCAGCAAAAGUUUGGGCCCCUGUUAUCACCUGUGCCCGCUACCACAGAAGCUUGGACGCGAUACGCUGACAGCCGCUCAAACACGAUACAGACGUAUGGCAAUAGAGAAGACAUAGAGCCCCAGGGAGGCGCCCCUCAAGAGCUCGACGAGGAGGAGCAAGGCAGUGAAUCUCUCCGGAGAAAGACCUCGAAGCACUUGAAAGCGCUUGAGCGCGAGAUGGAUUUCCCACUCGGGACGUUCUCGAAGGGUGUCUCGACCUUGUACUCUUGGGUCAACCUCGACGAUGUGUUCGAUGACACCAACCCUCGAGACGGUGACGUCGCCGCGAGAAUCUACAGCCCAACCACGCCCGCCUGCAUCGACGUCUACCUAAACUAUCACUUCCGCGCACGCUUCUCAAUGGGAUCUGAAUGGUUCUGGAGCCUGGUGUACAAGAUCCACCGCUGGCCGGGCAAGGAAGUCCCAGACGCCGCAGCGGUAGCCCAGCGCUUCCAGAAAUCACGAGAGGCGCCGAGCGGCUGGAAGCAGAUCGGCGGAGCGUCCUUCGACGGCCUGCAGGCCGAGCGCGGCGCCGUUCGUAUAGCCCACAGGGACGUCCUCGACAUCCACGAUGCACUCCUUGGUCCCAUCGACAAACCGAGCGAGGACGCGUCGGAAGAAACCAAGCUCGCGUUCCGGCGCCAGCUGGUGUGGUGUGCUCGGCUGCUCAUGGCGUCCGUCGGGAUUGGGUACCAGGUAGCGUGCACUGAGCCUGAGCGCGACGUUGGCGUCGGCCAAGAUGGCAUGCAGUGGAAGCUUACGAUUCGAGAGCGUGGAGGGACCUGGCUUGCACGGGGAAUAAGGAAGGCAUGUGGAUUUGAGCUUUCGAAGGAUCCGGAAGAGGCGCAAGAGUUUGCGGCGUUGCAGAAGAUGAGAUAGGAGGAUGCAUUAGAGGAGGAUGGAUUUGACGAAAACUAGUGUGGGAUUUGAUCUAGUAAACUGCGUGUCGUAUAUGGAAAAUCAUCUAGCCAUUGAUUUAUUCACUCCUAGGUGGAGUUUCCUAACUUUCUGCAGACGCAUGCAACGUGAUUUCAU
Molecule: messenger RNA, 1189 nt
Organism: Coniophora puteana RWD-64-598 SS2
Lineage: Eukaryota; Fungi; Basidiomycota; Agaricomycetes; Boletales; Coniophoraceae
Exons: 2
Coding region: 41-1033 (330 amino acids)
Source: RefSeq, a predicted model, not a curated record